Trypanosoma cruzi is the source of this 595-nucleotide messenger RNA. RefSeq names its product amino acid transporter, putative. Gene Ontology annotation, molecular function: amino acid transmembrane transporter activity. Lineage: Eukaryota; Euglenozoa; Kinetoplastea; Trypanosomatida; Trypanosomatidae. The annotation marks the transcript as partial. The transcript has a single exon. Gene Ontology annotation, biological process: amino acid transmembrane transport. The record is from RefSeq and is a predicted model, not a curated record.
AUGACACAAGCACCGGAUGCAAAUGAGCCAACAGAGCAGCCGACCCCCAUGCAGACUGCGGGCUUAAUGCUGCCAGCUGCUGCCUCCGCCCCAGCACUUUUCACCGGGGAGGAGGUGAGGGUGCCGAUGUCUGGGGAAGUGGUCCCCACAGAAAUGGAAAGCGGCCAAAAGAACGGCCGUGAGCAACCAGCAAAAAAUUGCUUGAUGCGACUCUUCAACCUCAUUGUGCCUCGUGGGGGCGCACUCUCCGGCAUCCUGAAUCUUGCGAGCGUCACGCUAGGGGCCGGCAUCAUCUCCAUUCCAUCCGCCUUCAACACCUCCGGAAUAGUCAUGGCAGUGGUGUAUUUGGUGGGGGUGACGGCGCUGACGGUGUUCUCCAUCAAACUGCUUGUUUCGGCGUCGGAGCGGUCGGGGUACCGAAGCUUUGAAGGCCUGGCACGCGGCCUCCUUGGGCGUGGUGCGGACAUUGUGGUGGCCGUUCUGAUGUGGCUUCUGUGCUUUGGUGGCGCUGUCGGCUACGUGGUGGCUGUGGGUGAUGUGCUCCGGCCCCAUCCUGGAGCACGACGGUGUGCCCGCAUACUUGCAGAGGGACAGC